AUGGCUGAAAAGCGCAGACUUCCGCCGCGUGACCGACGGGAAUCGGCGGCCAAAAGACGUGUGUCCGAAGCCGCGCCUCAGUCAACCAAGAAAAAGGCACCAACUCCUCGCGCCCCAUCCCCGCUAGAACCUGUGGAUGCGCCUUUACCUACCAGCCUCAAGGAUGUUGAGGGUUUACCUGUUCUUCGCGCGCGACAACCGCUGACUCUGUCCGACAAGGAGUACCAAUCAAUCGCCGAAAGCGGAGUCCUUCUGGCCGCACUCGAACGAUCUAAAAAGAAAUGGCUUAGCGACGGCAUUCUCGUUCGAUACUUCACGAAGCCCAAGAAGACGAAGCGUGAGCAAAUUGAAAGGAACAACCCGCCAAAGGAUAGCAUGACGAAAGUUGGCCCUUGCGACAUCACCAUUGGUCCUCAUUUUUUCGAUGCCAUGAUUUACACUGUCAAAGAUCCCAAUGCUCCACCAUCUCUGCAAUAUGCGUCCCCGCAAAGACCAAUGGUGCAUUAUGGCCACCCCAACAACUUCCAACAAUACCGCCCGUACCCUUCCCCAUCCAAUCCUCAGCGGCCGAAUCAAUAUUCACCCGCCCCUGCAGGCCGUCCUGGUUACUCUGGAAGUCAUCCUCCGGCCCAGCAACCCCGCGGCCCGAAUCAAGGCAAUGCCCCGUCCCCUCAAGGUGGACAAAGGCCACAACAGGGACAAAAGGGACCCAAUGGCCAGCCUGCCAAGCCGAGCCCCGACCCUGUGAUUCAGAUGCUGGCUACGAGAGCUGCAGCAGAUCCCGAGCUGAAGGCAUUGAUGCGUGUGGUUGCCUCGAGCCAGGCAUCCCAAGAACAACUUCGAGCUUUCCAGGCACACAUUGACGAACUGAACGCCAUCAUCAAAUCGAGGGAGCAACAAGAGCAACGUCAGCAGGCUUCCGCGACACCCACUCAACCGCAGCAAAGUCCCCAACGAGCAACUCCAGCUCCACAAGCCCAAUCCACACCACAACCUCAGCCUCAGUCAAAACAGGAUGGCGAGGCAAAGUCAACCUCCAAGGAGCAGCCUGCAACUCAGACAAAAACACCGGCUGAGCAGCCACCUGCUCAGACCGAAGCACAACCUCAUCCCCCUGCGGCCUCCGCAGAAAAGCCAGCUAAUCCUCAAAAUUCCACUGGGCCGGCGAUGAUCAAGCAAGAAUCAACAACUCUGACCAACAAAGAUUCCCAGGCUGCGUCAACUUCGUCCACAGGUGGUGGCAAUGCAAGCACCCCAGCUCCUGCUUCCACUCCGGGUCAGCAGCAAAGCGCUGCAGUAAAUCCCACUCCACCGCCAGCCAGUCGUCCGCAGUCAGCAGCACGGCCAGGACCCCCAUACCCUCCAUACCCACAACCAGCCUAUGGAUCACAAACUCCGAUCCAAUCUCGCCCGCCUCAAUUUGGCACACCCAAUUCCUUCUACCGUUCUCCGGUGGCUCCGCUGCCUCCCCCGCGCGUGGGCUACAAAGCUGUGGUUUUCGAAUUCACAUCCCCCUUAACACCAUACGGAAAUGCUACUUCAGGCCACGCUGGCUCAGGUGACCGUUAUCUGUUCCCUGAACACACGAUUCUCGAAUGGCUCCCAGACGAAAACACAGUCAUUGCAUCAUUCUUAGUAGUACGGAAGGUUGAUCCAAACACACCAUUCCCUCUUGAAUCAUCCACAGAGGCCGCCAACUCCCGUAGCAAAGGAAAGAGCGCACCAAAAACCAAGAAGGGCGAGCCGAAGGGCAAGGCCGUGAAGGGAUCAGACUCAGCCGGCCCCCAAACCCCGAACCAAUCAGCCGGGACGCCACGAAAACAGGAACCAACGGAUUCCGCAAUGCCAGAGGCAUCCGGUACUCCUAUCAACGAGGCAAACCUCAAGGAAUACUGGCAACCAGUCACAUUCCGCAUCCACUCCCCAAGCACAACAAUCCUCGAACCACUCGCUCGAGUUGUCAAGCCAGCAGACGAAGUCCGCAAAUACAUGAAUGAAAUCAUGGACCGCGCCGAGCGUGCCCCAGACGGCUUCCUGGCCAUGCGUUUACCUCGCGAGGAAUCCCACGAGCCAUUUGAAUCAGAGGGAACGCCCGCCUCAAACAUUGGAACCCGCAGCCGUCUUUCCCGUGUCCAGCUUGCUGAUGAAGAGUCGGAGGUUGAGACUUCUGCAUUCGAAUUUGAGGAGGAAGAUGAAGAUGAGUUGAAGGACUUCUAUGAUGCGCCGUAUGGAUUACCACCGUUGAAGACGUGA
Molecule: messenger RNA, 2253 nt
Organism: Penicillium canescens
Lineage: Eukaryota; Fungi; Ascomycota; Eurotiomycetes; Eurotiales; Aspergillaceae
Exons: 2
Coding region: 1-2253 (750 amino acids)
Biological process (GO): chromatin remodeling
Cellular component (GO): Swr1 complex
Molecular function (GO): ATP-dependent H2AZ histone chaperone activity
Source: RefSeq, a predicted model, not a curated record